This is a messenger RNA of Capsicum annuum, 2847 nucleotides long. RefSeq names its product trehalose-phosphate phosphatase A. The transcript has 13 exons. Gene Ontology annotation, molecular function: trehalose-phosphatase activity. NCBI's taxonomy places the organism in Eukaryota, Viridiplantae, Streptophyta, Magnoliopsida, Solanales, Solanaceae. Bases 1346 to 2500 code for a protein of 384 amino acids. The record is from RefSeq and is a predicted model, not a curated record. Gene Ontology annotation, biological process: trehalose biosynthetic process.
UUUAGGAACUUUGCCAUCGAGAAAUCGUUAGAAAUGCCUUGCUUCGUAAAGUAUUUAUUGUUAUUUGUUUUAGUUUGAGAAGUUUUUUCAGAUAUUAUAUUGUAAAUCUGUGGUGCUGCUUCAAGAGAUUGAUAAGUAUGGUUGUUUCUGUUUCUCUCCUAAAAGCAGCGCAGAUAUUGUUACCAUAAGACUUCUGUUUUUGUAAUGGAGCUGUAUGAUCUGAUGUGAUGUAUGUCAUAAUGUUCGUCUGUCAACUUUUUAAAAAUCAUUUUCAAGCUCGAUUAAUUGUUGCCAGAUUCUUGCACCCAAGGGUGGGGCCUGGUGGUCAAUGAAGUGGUUGAGAACCAUGAGCUGUCAGGUUCAAAUCGUGGCUUCUUUCCAUCUGUCCUAGCCUUGGUGCAUAGAGUUGGUGCAUAGAGUUACCUGACACCUGAUGUUGGUCGGAGGUGUCAGGUAUCCCUGAAAUUAGUCGAGAUGCGCUCAAGCUAGAAUGGACACUGCGGUUGUCUUUAAAAAUGGUUGUUGCCAGAUUCUUCCUAUAAUAACAUGAUCAGGAAAGGCUUAUGUUAAUACAUUUGUUGAUCUUUUUCACGGAUCUAAUCCACAAAUACACUCUAGGAAAAAAUAUCAUCUCUUUUUAUCCAACUGUUAAUGGAUAUGUUUUUGAUCUUUGAAGCAAAAGCAGAAGUAGUAUCAAAAUGAGAAGGGGUCAGAAAAUAAAAGGUUUGAAAGGCAAUAGUUAUGUCCAAAAGUUUCUAUUCCUGGUGGUGGUCACCAAGUUGGUGUAUGAAAGCUACUAUAAUAUGGAGAAAUAUGUAUUUAUCAUGAUUCUUGGUUUAUCUUCAACAUGCUUUUGUUCUAUUACUAGAAUUUAAUGUGAGGGGUCCAUAUUUAAUGCCUCCCAUUCUUCUCUGUAGGGACCAUAAUAUGUGGUUGCAUCUGCUGUUUUUUUCCUCUCAAUUUGUGGGCUAUGGGGAGGUUAACAUCUACCUACUGCCAAUUGCCAAAUUUUGUUACUAAAUAUUAGUAUUUGGACCAGUAUUUAAAUUUGUUUAUGAGACCUCUCAGAUAAUAUGCUGUAUAUUCAUUCACAGUUUAUUUUAUCCGACAACACUAGAAAACUGCGGUUAAGAAGCAGGAAGAUGUGCAAUUCCCAGGGCUCUUUUGCUUGAUGGACCAUACACCUGGCUGCAGUGAUAAGGUUACUUUGAAGAGGUGGUUUUUCAUUGACAAAAGAGUUGGUUAGAAGUGUGUGAAACAAUUUAAGAGCAGAGUACUCAAAACCGUUGUCAACUGUUUGCAUAGUUUUAAACUUAUUUUCUUCCAUAUAAAGAUAUUGGGGACAAUGGACCUGAAAUCAAAUACAUCCCCGGUUGUCACCGAUCCUGCCCCAAUGACUCAGUCCAGAUUGGGCAUCCACUCUACUUUAAUGCCAUACUCUCCGGCUGGGCCAGCUUUCUCUCCUACACUCUUCCUUACUAUCCCAAGGAAGAAGCCAGGAAUUCUAGAUGAUGUUAGGUCAAACACUUGGUUGGAUGCCAUGAAAUCGUCAUCUCCUACACAUAGAAAGAAAAGUAAGGAUUCAACUGCUGAAAUAUCAGCAAAUGAAAAUGAUCUUGCCUACCGCAUCUGGAUGCUCAAGUAUCCCUCAGCACUUUCCUCAUUUGAGCAAAUCACAAAUUAUGCAAUAGGCAAAAGAAUAGCACUUUUUCUGGACUAUGAUGGGACUUUAUCACCGAUUGUAGAUGAUCCAGAUCGAGCUUUCAUGUCUAGUGCUAUGCGUGCUGCUGUGAAGAAUGUGGCUAAAUAUCUUCCCACAGCAAUUAUUAGUGGGAGAAGUCGUGAUAAGGUAUAUGACUUUGUUGGACUGGCUGAGCUUUACUACGCUGGUAGUCAUGGCAUGGAUAUAAUGAGCCCUGUUCGAUCCAUUUCUGAUGACUAUAGUUGUCUUAGAUCUACUGACAAGCAGGGCAAGGAAGUUAAUCUUUUUCAACCUGCUAGUGAGUUCUUACCAAUGAUCGAUGAGGUUUUUAUAUCUCUUGUUGAGCUCACAAAAGAUAUCACCGGAGCAAAGGUCGAAAACAACAAAUUCUGUGUUUCCGUUCACUAUCGUAACGUUGAUGAGAAGAGUUGGUCAACUAUUGGAGAAUCUGUUGAUGAGUUGGUAAAACGCUAUCCUCGUCUGCGAUUGACACAUGGCCGGAAGGUUUUAGAAGUCAGGCCUGUGCUUAACUGGGACAAGGGGAAAGCUGUUGAGUUCUUACUUGAAUCGUUGGGGUUGAAUAAUUGUGAUGAUGUUCUUCCCAUAUAUAUAGGAGAUGAUCGUACAGAUGAAGAUGCAUUUAAGGUUUUGAGAGAGGGAAAUAAAGGUUAUGGAAUCUUGGUAUCCUCUGCUCCUAAAGAAAGCAGUGCAUUCUACUCUUUGAGGGAUCCAUCUGAGGUGAUGGAAUUCCUCAAGUGCUUGGUAUCAUGGAAGAAGUCAAGUGCUUGUAACAAUUAACUAUUUAAUACAUAUACCUCAUUUUGUUGAUUUCUUUUCAUAUGGAGAUCAAAUGACUACUUGCGGAUGGUUUAAGGAGCAGAGGUGCUAAGUUAAAGCUUCUAAUGACAGUAACGUGAUUCUAAUUCACUGUUUCUGCUCAGAGCUUUUCUUUGUAAAUUCCUUUUCGUAAUUGCGGCAUCAAGGAUGCCCUUAGACCAAAUGUAUAGUCAUCUUCCUAUUUUAUUUUUCGUUUCAAGUUUUAUGUUGUUUUUAACUUUGACUGCCAGUUCUCCCCAAGGGAGAGUGUACCAACACCUGAAUUGCUUAAUACAUCAAGUACAAACUGAAUUACUUUAUUUAGGUAA